GAUCUAAAACUAGAUCGAUCUAGUCUAGAUCUCCUGAUCUAUUUUAAUUUAGCAGCAUAUGCAGCAGCAAUCUAGAGAGUCUAGACUGCUUAAUCAACAAAGUAGUAAAUGGUGGCAAAUGAUGGCUGUUAGGUGUCUCAUAAGCAAGAGAUGUCUGCAUCAAACAAUGUGCAUUUCUUUUAGAAAAAUAUUUCGACACUUAAGAUGCUUCUGGAAAUUUAUUGAAAAAAACAGAUAUAGAAUCAGCAUAGCUUUUUCACUGUUGUUUGCCAUUUUAAACAUAAUUACAUACAGUUGUGGUUGUCAAGGUGUGAAAUCCUACCUUGACCCUGUACAACUGACUCAUGGAUAUGUUCCUGUUUUUCCACAUCACUAUUUCCAUAAACCAUCCAUACUAAAUUAUAGUGACUCCAUGUCAAGGACUGAAAAGAUUGACAUUUACUUGCAUAACCAUGUUGCACAAAAUAUACUGGCUGAGAAGAUCACACCUGUUGUUCAUGUUAUUUGGUGUGACAAAGGUCCAUUUACUUUUACUCAUUUCUUAUCAGUGUUAUCUGCUUUUAAAACCAUCAGCCCAUCUGUUUUAAAUUUACAUUUGAUCAAAGAACCUGAUCUAGAUCCAGAUGGGUAUUUUCAAUUUCUUCCUGACCUAGAGAGGGAUCUUCCACCAUUGGUGAAAAAGAAAUUAGAAAACACAGAUGCAUGUUAUGGAGAUUAUCAGGACAAAUUAUUAACCUAUCUAAAUUUGUUAGGUACUCUAGGCGGAGUGGUUAUCGAUGGCAGAACUGUUAUUUCCCCAUCUAAAGCUGUAAAAUCCAUGCUUAAAAGUAAAAUCACUGUAGCUGUGCAGGCUAAUGGCAGCUCUCAGCCAUUAAUAGUCAUGGCUCAGUCCAAUGUCUUGAAAGACAUUCCUAGUAAAUAUAAGUUAAACUCUUAUCUUGAGUCACAAGCUGCUGAUUAUUUAAAAUGUGAGACAGUUAGGCUGUUUUCUAUAGCCUCCAUACAUCCUUGUGCCUAUGUUGAUGAAGAUAUAUUUCCCAUCAUCAUUUUCAACAGUUCUUCAGAUUUUGACCAUCUUGCAAGAUGGAUUGCAUAUGGCACUUCAAAAAAACUUGUUUCUAUGCCUGCUGAGAAAAAUAUUGUGCCAAAUAUUGUUCACUAUGUUUGGCUAGGGGAACGCACCUUGGAUUUUUUCUCAUACCUCAGUUUGCUCAGCAGUCUCCAUGUAUUGAAUGCUGAUGCUGUCUACAUCCAUGGAAACUCAAAGCCUUUGGGAAACCUUUGGAAGGAAGCACAAAAAAACACACGAGUAAAAUUUGUUAACAGAGAUUUUCCUGAUUCCGUUUAUGGUGAACCAAUAAAACUAUACGCUUCACAUGCUAGUGAUUAUCUUCGUGCUGAUAUUUUGUUGCGGUAUGGGGGCAUCUAUGCAGAUUGGGAUGUAAUCUUUCUUCAAAAACUCCCAACUUCCUUGAAGAGACACAAUACUACAGCCAAUGUUGACUGGCCAGAAACAGGAGCUUUCCCUGAUGUGUUUAACCUAGGUGUGUUAGUGGCUGCACCAGGAGCUCCAUAUCUUAGGCAUUUUCUUGAGUCUUACAGGUGGUAUUUGGACAGGCAUUGGUCUUACAAUGCCAUUCACAUGCCAUACAAGGUCUAUGAGAAGCAACCUCAUUCGCUGAACAUAAACAGACAUUUACAAAUUUUAUGUGCAAAUGAUAAAUGUCAUGCCCCUUGGCUGAAAGAUUACAAGACAGAGGAAGUUGACCAUCUUAAUUCUGGCCAGCUGAACUGGCACACUGAUGCUUUGGCCAUUCACUGGACUCAUCCUGACCCUGUUGAGUUUAAAAGCAAAGAAAAUCUGCUGCAGUCAACAUCAAUAACAGGCGAAAUAGGAAAAUUCGUUUUGAAAAAGGCUAAAUUAAUUUUAUAGAGUUUUUGCCUACAAGUUGUAAAAUAGUUUUAAAUAUAUUCUACAUGGAAAUUUAUCAAUCAAUGAUUUUUAAAAAAUGCUCAUACAUUCAUGAUCUCCAUCAACAAGUCAAAUGAUGCUGCAUUGGUGUGUAAACAAAUGUAAACAAUCAAAAUAAUUUGAUAUUAUUUAAUACAUUGUAUUUUUAAAAUCCUUUUUGUUUUACUGAACUCCACAUACAUAUUUAUAAUAGAUCUAACAAAGUAUAAUUUGUAACUGAUACCUUAAAAAACAACGAACAAAGUAUUUUUCUUCAUCAUUUGGUUGUUUAAACCUUACUGCAGUGGCUAUAGUCUUUUAGCCUUACAUUUAUUCAUCCAGUUUCAGAUUGUGCCCUUUUUUAAAUUCCUUCCAAGAUAGAGAUAGAUGUUCUGUUUUGGGUGGUUUUAUUUUUCCAGUGCUUUAUCUAAUGCUGUCGUCCAGUUUUAAACCUUGGAUGGUUGUGUAAAUUCUUUUUCUCUUUGCCCAAUAAGAGUACUCUUGUCAGCAGUGGAAUACUGCAUGCAUUCCAGGUUGUUAACUCCUCUUGGCUAAUUGCUUGAUUUGCUGUUAGUCAAAUUGCUAGAAUCUUUUUAAAUAAGCAAUUUGAUAAUUUGAUAAAAUCUAGUGUUUCUUCAAAUGGUAUAUAACUAAAGCAAUGUUAUUUUUAUUGUAUUAUUUUUU
Physella acuta is the source of this 2635-nucleotide messenger RNA. RefSeq lists its product as uncharacterized. NCBI's taxonomy places the organism in Eukaryota, Metazoa, Mollusca, Gastropoda, Physidae. The record is from RefSeq and is a predicted model, not a curated record.